Molecule: messenger RNA, 2686 nt
Organism: Cyprinodon variegatus (sheepshead minnow)
Lineage: Eukaryota; Metazoa; Chordata; Actinopteri; Cyprinodontiformes; Cyprinodontidae
Gene: sgcd
Product: sarcoglycan delta
Exons: 8
Coding region: 331-1212 (293 amino acids)
Biological process (GO): cardiac muscle tissue development; heart contraction
Cellular component (GO): sarcoglycan complex; sarcolemma
Source: RefSeq, a predicted model, not a curated record
CUGAAAAAAGGAAAGAGUCAGAGAGGAGGGUCACCAAGCGUCCAGGAAACGACUACCAAACUCAGAGGCUCGUACAGAGGAGGCGGGGAGCAGUUAGUUGUUGGAAAAGCUGACAGGCGAACAAGUCAGAGGGGAGGGGAAAAGUAAAGAGGUGGCUGCCUUGACUCUGCUUUGGUCAUUGAAGGCCUCAUGCAGUUUCACAGCAGCAGCUUUGUUCCAUUUUUAUCUUCCUGACACUCGCUGAUUUUCACCAGAGCUCACCAAGAGCCCAGGAGGGAGGGAAAUAAAGGAGUAUAUCACAGGAGGGGGGGAACACAAAGGAAAGAAAACAUGAUGACCCAGGAACAGUGCUCUCAUAGGAACAAUGUCCAGAGUUCAGAGAAACCACAAGUGUACAAAGUGGGAAUAUACGGCUGGAGGAAACGCUGCCUUUACUUCUUCGUCCUGCUAUUAAUGAUCCUGAUCCUGAUCAACUUGGCUCUAACCAUCUGGAUCCUCAAAGUCAUGAACUUCACCAUUGAUGGAAUGGGCAACCUGAGAAUAACAGAAAAGGGCCUAAAACUAGAGGGAGACUCCGAGUUCCUCCAACCCCUCUAUGCCAAAGAAAUCCGGUCCAGUCCAGGCCGAUCGCUGUUCCUACAGUCAUCCAGAAACGUCUCGGUCAAUAUCGUGAACAGCAACAACCAGCUGCUCACGCAGCUCGUCACAGGAUCCAGCGGAUUUAAAGCACGGGGGAAGAUGUUUGAAGUGAAAUCCACCUCCGGGAAGCUGCUUUUCUCGGCGGACGAGCAGGAGGUGGUGGUGGGUGCAGAAAGGCUCCGAGUGAUGGGGGCUGAAGGAGCAGUGUUCAGCAAAUCCGUGGAAACACCACACGUCAGGGCCGAGCCGUUCAAGGAGCUACGAUUGGAGUCUCCCACUCGCUCUUUACUGAUGGAGGCACCGAAAGGAAUCCAGAUCCUGGCUGAGGCUGGAGACAUCCAAGCCAUCUGCAGAAACGAGCUACGGCUGGAGUCCAAAGAUGGAGAGAUUGCUCUGGAUGCUCAGAGGAUUCGUCUUAUGAGGCUGCCAGAGGGAAAAGCCUCCACCAGUUCCUCGUCCUCUGGAACUAGGCAGACAGUCUAUGAAGUUUGUGUUUGUCCUAAUGGGAGACUUUUCCUGUCCCUGGCUGGCGCCGGAUCCACCUGUCAGAUCAGCAACAAUGUCUGCCUCUAGAACUGCUACUCUAGGAUUUUGUAUAACUAUAAAUAAGAUAUUGGGGGGGGGGACAUGCAGAGCAGGUCAAUUUCCCUGCAUCUAGGACUGAUCCACGGCUAAAACAGAGACUGCAAGAGCCAAUGGACAAACAAAUCAGCAUCAUUUUCAAUCAAAACUUUAACCUUAUGUUCAACUGAUGUGUUUAAAACGUUAAUAAGGACAAGUUUGCUUAAGGUCUCUGACAGGUGCCAACAUUUCUUUGUGAAAAUAUAUAUUUUUCCCUCACUUCUACAAGAUUCAAAAUGCUACAAGUUUUAACAAAUUUUUAAUACAGUUGGACAGAUUGGCAGGUUUUGCUCUCUUGUGUUUAAAAAAAUGACAAAUCAGAGACAACAAAUAAUAAGGUUGAUGUUUGUUAUGUACUGGCUUGACUUUAAUUAAUUCACAUGACAAAGCUAUUUAUUAAAAAUAAAAGGACAUAUUAGAAAGAAAAAAAAAACACCUUAAUAUAACACUAGACAGUAUUUUGUCCUUGCAGACAUAAAGAGGUGAAUUCUUUGGAGAUUUACCAUAAAGACACUGAUUUCUUCCUCUGGUCCAUAAAGCAUGUCAGUGCUAGAAUCACUAGGGUGAUCACCCAUGACAACAGGCCUACUUUUCUAUUUUUUUCAUUCUGUUUUUUUGUCUAGAUCACUACAACUCAGACAGUUAAACUGUAUUCAUAGUAUUCAUAAGGUAAUUAACUCCAAGUGUGAGCAUAUCUAAGUCUAAUGAUUACUAUUUUUAUCUCAACCUGAGGUCUUUGAACACAGAAGCUUGGACAUGAUUGAGGUGAAAAUGCAUUCUAGUGGUUUUCUACAGUAUCCUGGGAACUUAACAUACUGAAAUUUUAAAAUACUAAGACAUGAAAUGGAAAUUUACAAUCCGUUCUCCAUUCUUAUUUGUUUCAUGGUGACACUUGGCUCGGAUUUCCACAUUAAUGUUCAGAUCUGCACCAAAAUCCCUAGAAAUGUUCCCACUCUAACCCCACACAGGAAUUCAGAACAAUAUUUUGUGAGCAUUACUUAAUUUCUUCACAGUGCCCCCUAGAAAGGAAGAUAAUUAAAAAAGAUUGGCCCCAAGCCAUGCUCAUAACAAUUACCAUAAAGGAUUUUGGAGCCAUGGUGUUAACCCCAUCAGAUGCCACCCAUUUUGAAUCAUGCAUUGCCCUGAUGGAAAAAAUGACAGUUUCAAGAAUAUUUGAUAAAAAUCAGAAGUCUUUCCAAAUGAGGAGGAUCUUGUUAUUAAGUUAAGUAAUUUUUUUAGUUCAUUGUUGAAAACUAACCUGUUUAGGGUUUACAUCAAGACGAUAACCAUCCCAUAAGUAUAGAACAUCUCAAUAUAAAUGAAAUUAUUGGUCUACUUGCUGGCUCGCCAAAAUUUGGUGUCUUAUGGAAACACUUGGUGAUUUUGCAGUUUGGCUUUGUUUUUGCCAAACACUUGUAUAUUUAUU